Molecule: messenger RNA, 3911 nt
Organism: Cinara cedri
Lineage: Eukaryota; Metazoa; Arthropoda; Insecta; Hemiptera; Aphididae
Source: the annotation of a GenBank genome assembly
CGGCUAUCGCCGUUAAAACAAUGAGACUGUAGUACACGGUCGUACGGAACGCGAACGCGCCCAGUCCGCCAUAUCCUUAUCAACAUACUCGGAAACACCGUGAGCGAUAAGGCUAUCUUUUGAUGCCGCCGGAGAAUUUCGGUACUAAAAAGAACAAUGCCGUCACGCCGACGGCAUCUUCGCGACGAACCCGAACCCGUCCGGCGUAACCCAAAUGCGCGUCGAAACCGUAUCGGAAUUCGGAACCGGCAUUCUGAUAAUCGCAGUGUCCCGACGACGUAAUUGCGUAUUAAAAUAAAUAACAAUUUAUGUUUAUAAUACUUUUUUCUUUUAUUAUACCCGCGGUUAAUUUCUAUCGGUGCUUAUGAUUGACGGCGUGACACUAUUUGAUUUCUAUCAAUUCGUUUAAAUGCCUACCGAUUUCACAGCGGUCACAGACCACGGCGACAAAACACAAUUAGCAAGCCGACGUAUUAAUUAUUUAUUAUGGACGUUGGUCAAGGUAUCGAAUAUUCUUCAACCAGUUUACGGUGAGCAAAUGUCUUAUUCAAUAACUAUUUCAAUGUAAUUAGGUUUUGGUAAAUGUAAAAUAUUUUAAACACUAAAACCCUGGUUCCUAAAUGUUAACGUUUACCAUUGUGUGAUAAAUUGAAAAGAAAUUAUUCUUUUGAGUAAAACAACGGUGUAUUUAUAAUUUAUUUUAUUUACAUACUACUACUAUUUAUGUAAACUCAAACAUUUAAAUGUUAUAAAAAUUUUGAAACAAUUUCGAUAGAUUUAUUGUAUUGUUUUUAUUUGCAAUGCAAACAAUAACAUGUACAAGCGUCUUUAAAAUCGGUUUAGGUACCUCUUUAUUUUGCCACUGUUUAAACUAUAAGUUUCCAUUUUGUACCUUUCAAUUCUUGUUCAUUUGCAUUUUGUCAGAAUACCGUCAAAUACCCUGUUUAUAAUUCAUUGUAGCUUAUCAGUAUAACCAUUGAAUUAUAUUUUAAAAAAAAAUUCAAUUUUGUUAUAGUUUACUCCGGUGUGUACUAUCUAUCAUUUUGUGUUGUUCACUAUUUACCAAAGAUGAUUUUUAUUAUAUUUUUGGUAUUUACAUCAUACAAUAUAUAUAUUUAAUGCCCACAUAAAAUAUUUCAUAAUAUAAACCAAUACAGGGUCAACCUGGCGUACAAAAACCUCAGCAGCAUUUUGUUUUUAAGGACAUUUUAAAUGAAACAUAUAAAGGCCAUGGAUAUCAAUGCGAUAUUGGGUUAAAAGCCGGUCAUAUUUCUAAAAAAUAACAACAGAUUUCGCAAAGACUUAUCCACGUAUAGUAUAUAUUACUUUUAAUAAUUGACAAUUUAUUAUUAUAUUUUUCUUAUUUGUCUGUAGUUUACCAUCGUUAACUAAAGUCUAAAUAAUACUAUAGUGUAGUAUAUUUAUACUUGUGUAUUUAAAUAAUGCACAAAAAACAGUCAAUGGCUAAAUGAAGGUAUUUUGUAGAUCUUGAGCCUCGAGGUACUUCCAGACACAAAUACUACUGGGGGCCCAGCUGCGUUCACGGGCUAUCUGCCUUAGCUAGGCUGACACUGCUCUAGUGUUUUUUUUUUAUGGUAAUAACUAUUUAUUAUGAUUUUAAAACUUUUCAGAUUCAUGAGUAACUUAAAAGAAGAAAAAAAACAUCCAAAUACCGAAACAAUUCAAAUAAAAAAAGAAUAUGAUUUAAUAGAUGGUUACGAGUUUCAAAGUGUAAUUGCUAUUGAAAAUGAUCCUAUAGAAUCAAUAUUAUAUCAAAAAUCAAAACUUAGAAAACAACAAUGUACAUUUCAUAAUUAUGAUAACUUGUUUUUUUCAAAAUCAAUGUCAAAAUGCCAAAUGAGAGUGCAAACUGGAAGAAAAGUUGACAAUGAAAAUUGUCCUCUACGGUGAGCAUCUUUAAAUUCUUUCUUCAUAGUUUCUAAUUAUAAAAAUAAAAAAGAUAAAACCAAAUUAACCUUAAAUGUUGCCAUUCCAUAUUGCAUAUGUUUUAUACUGUAUAAUUAAUAAUCAAAAUUAAACAAUUUUUUUUUCCUUAAUCCUAAAUUUUGUUGAAGUUUCCUACCUUUUGAAAAAUUUCCAAAAGGUUGAAUUGGCUAGAGUUUCACCUAACCAUCAUUCAAAGGUAUAAUUUUUACAUAUAAAUAAUUUAUUUUAACAGGAGAGAUUAUUUAAAAUGGGUUAUUAAAGUUAUUUUAAAAUUGAAAAAAAUCUAUUGAUGGUGCGGGCUUCUUCUUUUGUGAAACAUAAAUAUUAAUUAUCUAUGGUUAUCAUUCCAUAGCUGAUAAAAAAUUAAAGUGUAAUAGUUAUAAAACUCAGAAUAUGUAAUUAAUUACCUAACAGUAAUUGCCUAUCAAUGUAAUACAUUAUUUAUGCCAAACAUAACUUUGAACCUUCUUUAUUGGACAGUCUAUGUAUGUGUCUCAUACUUCUAAUAUACUUCUAAUGUUAACACAUAUAAGGUAUUCAAUUUAAAUUAUGAAUUUUAUGCUUUUCAGAUUUACGAGUACCUCUGAUGAAGAAAUUAAAAAACCAAAUACCCAAACAAUUGAAAUAAAGAAAGAAACUGAUUUAAUAAACAGUUGUGACGUUUUGCAAUUGUCCCAUGUAGAUCACCAUAAACUAAUUUGUAGAGAAGAGAAACUAUUUAAAUGUAAUGUUUGUGGAAUAUCAUUUUCUAGUUUUGGCUGUUUAAAGCAACAUAAAUUAAUUCAUAUAGAAGAAAAUUUUUACAAAUGUGAGGUAUGUAAAAAAUCAUUUAGGUUUAAAUCAAAUUUAUCGGAACACACAAGGAUUCAUACUGGUGAGAAACCAUUUAAAUGUGAGGUGUGUAAAAAAUCAUUUAAACAGAAAUCAGCUUUAUUGGUUCACACAAGGAUUCAUACUGGAGAGAAACCAUUCAAAUGUGAUAUUUGUAAAUUAUCAUUUAUUCAGUUGCCUCAUUUAAAUAACCAUAAGUUAAUUCAUACUGGUGAGAAACCAUUUAAAUGUGAGGUAUGUAAAAAAUCAUUUAGACGGAAAUCAGUUUUAUUGCCUCACACAAGGAUUCAUACUGGAGAGAAACCAUUUAAAUGUGAUAUUUGUAAAUUAUCAUUUAUUCAAUUGCCUAAUUUAAAGAGUCAUAAGUUAAUUCAUACAGAAGAAAAGCACUACAAAUGUGAGAUAUGUAAAAAAUUAUUUAGACAUAAAUCAAAUUUGUUGGUUCACACAAGGAUUCAUACUGUUAAGAAACCUUUUAAAUGAUGUUUGUAAAAAUGAUUUAAACGAAAAACUUUGUUGACUGUACAUGUAAGAAUACUUACUAGACCGAACCCUCAGGAUGUAACAUUCAAGCAAAAUUAAAUUACUAUUAUAAACGGUCCUAAGUGCUGUGGAGAUAUGAAUGCGGUUUUAAAAAGCUGUUGUUUCUUGAUUGUUUUUUUUUUUUUAAGAUUUAGGGAUCUGUGCUUGAUAUGAAAAUAACUAAAUGUCAACUUGUUUACUAUCAAUUUAUAAAAAUAUUAGAAUACUAGUAACACUGGAAACAUUUUGCAGUAUAGAAUCAAUAAAGGUAUACACGUAAGGACAUAAUAAUAUAAGUCAAUAGUUGGAAAUCUUUUUACUAAUAUUAUAAAUACUUACCAAAGAAAUUUGGUAAAGCGUAAGAAUAUAGCCUGUGUAUAUUGUAUUUAUAAUUUAUUAUUUACCCUAUAAUUCUAAUAUUUAUGAAAAAAUAUUAUAGAUGUUUACUGGGCGGUUUAUAAGUUCUUACAUUUUAGAAAAGUCCUUGUUAAUGUAUAUAUUUUCUAAUUUUGUGUUUAAUAUGCAUUGUUUUGGGCAAAUUAUUUAAAUUGUAUACCUGUUUGGCCAAAAUAAAUUUAGAAAUGUAAGUGAAUUUUGUGUAUUUAUUUUUA